Messenger RNA from Funneliformis caledonium, 2253 nucleotides. The record is from the annotation of a GenBank genome assembly. Lineage: Eukaryota; Fungi; Glomeromycota; Glomeromycetes; Glomerales; Glomeraceae.
AUGUCAAUAUUUUCAUAUAUCAUUGCUACAGGUUUAUUAUUUUAUGUACUUAAAUUUCCACUUCCAAAAUCAUCCUUAAUAUCUUUAGAUCAAAUUAAAAAACAUCAAAAGAUUUAUUUUUGUAAAACUUAUCAUGCGAGGUUUUGGCCCAUUAAUCAUUCUUUUAAAUAUCCUAUAAUAUUUGUUGGAGUUGAUUUGGAUUUAUUAGAACAAGAGAAAUAUAAGAAAAUCGGAAAGAAAUUGUUUGAAAUCGGAUAUAAUAAUAGUUCAAUUUUAUUAAAUAUAAAUGAUGAGGAUUAUCUCGGAAAAAUCAAUGUUGAUGAUCGUAAUUUAGAAAAUCCAUAUCUGCAAAGACCAAAAAAACAGAUAAAGUCAAUCAAAGAAAAAUUAUUAUGGCAUAUCAAACGACAUAUACAGAUUCCGAACAUGAAUUUCGAAAUGGGCAAGUAUGAUAUGAGUUUUACCAUGAAACGAUCUUUUCAUGUGUCACCAUUUAACGAUCGUUUAGGAAUUUACAAGGCAUUCUGUAAAGAUCCUAAAUCAGGUUAUUUGGAUAUGAGGAUCGUAAUGUACGCGGAUCCAUCACUUUCGGAUCAUAAGUAUUUACCAUCCGAAAAUAUCAUUCCGAGUAAAUCUCAAUUUAAAAAGAAAAUGGUCGCUACCGCAUCAGGACCUUCAUACGCCUUAACGAUGAAAAGUUUAUUAUAUGCUAUAUUGACAUACCCUUUUGAAAUAUUUUUAACCUUUCCAAGGAUUUUAAAAGAAGCGUACACAUUACAUUAUAAUAAAACGUUAGGGGUUUAUCAUAGGCCAAUUCCCGUUGAUGACACUGUCGUGAAAUUGGAACCAAAUUCAAUUGAUUUGUAUACAUUCGUUUUUAAUUUCUUGGAAAGGGAGGUGGGAUAUGCUCAAAAAAUCAUCACGAGUUAUUUAGGUCACCUAGUUGACAACGUAGACAAUUCAUUCAGAUCAACUCAUAUUACAAUAAAUUUACCUGACAAGAAGAAAUCGCCGAUCAUAAUACGUCCAUCAAAUUUACUUUCGACUAUGAUAUUACCAUAUUCAAAUCAUAUAAUUAUCAACCUUCAUAAUUAUUCAUUCUUUACGAAUUUCUUAAUAAAUCAAAAUCUUUAUAGGGCUUUAUUAAUAGGUUAUUUUGAAAAAUCAUGGGAUUGUAACGAAUUGGAAUUGUUAUUAAACAUGAUCUUUAAUAAUAAAUCAUGCGAAGAGAAGGAACCUUUACACAGAGAUCAUAAAACUAGUUUAAGCAAUUUUGAAAAUAGAAUAUCAAAGUUAAGGAGAUGGUAUUGGAAAAAAUUAUUUAAGGACCCAGAAAGUUCGGGUGAAAGGGCCAAAAAGGAAUUUGAUCAAUUAUUACAAAACAUGUGGCCUCCUACAGGUGUUAAAGAGGAUUUCAUUGCUACUAUAGUACAAAAUAACGUUUGUUUUGAUAUUAGACUGAACGCAACAGUAUCUGUAGCGUUAAGAGAUUUAUUGGCGAUAAAUAAUGAAGGAAGUAUCAUAGCAUUAUUUUGUUAUACCCACCUUUAUAUGUUAUCCCCAAUCACGUAUCCCUUAUCGACAACAAUAUCAAAAAUAGCUCCGAUCAUAGAAUCAAAACUUCACUUAUUGCCAUUUCCGCCAAGGUACCUACCAUAUGAGAAUAAAGAACCAUUAAAACAUCCAAUAGAUAGAUUCGUAUAUUCGAGCAACCUAUUUACUGAUCAAGAUAAACUCAAGUAUACAUGGAUGAUGUUAUUAAUGGUAUUGGGUUAUAAAAACGAUGCGGGAUUAUGGCAAAUAUUUACAGGAUUUGUGGAAGGACCUAGAGGUAAUCCUUAUUUUGCUGAAAAAUGGUUAUGGGAAGGGAUUGUUGAUUUAUUAAAGAGGUAUGAAAGAAACGAAGAGGAUGAGGAAGAAGAACAAUGGGUUGAAUGUGAUAGUGAUAUUGAAAGUGUUAAAAGCAUCAGCGUUUACAGUUCAAAUGAAAAAACUGACUAUAAUACAAAGAAAAAUACAUUUGAUGGCUGGGAACUUGUUUAUGAAAGGAUAAAUGGUUAUGAUAAUUUACAAAGAGUUAAAUCAAUAUCUACUCCACCUUUACCACCACCGAUAUCAUCACCAAAUGCUUCUAAACCUAAGCAACUUAUUAAUCAUAAUCCUGUAAUAGAAGAAGACAGACAACAGAGAUUAUGGUUAUUUAUUAAAACUUUUAGAGAAGUGGUAUUAUUGAGAAAUGAUUUAAAUUAUUAG